AAACCAACUACUUCUGCAUCUGCCAAGGCACUUUCACGCGAUAAUACCAGUGAGGACCUGCGUAAAGGUCUUAGCCAACAAGCUGAAGAGCGCAAGAAACUACGUGAGCAGAAACAUGUACUUGCCGCACAGCAACGUGAAAUGAGAGAAAAAGAACGUACUGAACGUAUGGCUAAGCAAGCUAAGGAACGUGAGGAAAAACGUAUUAAGAAACAACUUGAAAUUGAGAAAAAGAAACGUGAACAAGAGGAUAUACAACUUAAGCUACGUCAACAGGAAGAAGCCGCAGCUGAGGCAGCUGCCAUGAAGCAACGAGUCGCAAAAGCUAAAGCUAUUGCCGAACAGGAGCAAGAACACUUAGCACAAAUUGAAAAAGCCAAACAGGGCACGCUGAGCAAGAAGAAAAUGAUGCCUCCACCAAAUCCCAAACCAGAAGUAAAAUCGUCAUACACAUUUGAUAUGUUACAUGAAGAUGAUUCAACAGAUGAUGAGGACAAAGUUUCUUAUAAGCGACCACCACCACCAGAAUGGAGCAAAAGUACAACUCGUGGUCCUGCCAUUCGUAUGCAAGAACAUUGCUGGUCUGAAAUUAUUGAUAACAUGUUUUCAGUCGAACCAGUUACGGUUAACUUAAAGGAAAUCUUUCCAAACAUUUCGUCUCAGCACUUAAAACGUAAUUCCAGUGUAAUGUGGUCAACUCCUCCACGUUAUUCAGAGUUACCAAAAUAUUAAAAUUACUUACUUUUUA
Messenger RNA from Teleopsis dalmanni, 748 nucleotides. Its product is annotated as inner centromere protein-like. The annotation marks the transcript as partial. Gene Ontology annotation, biological process: mitotic cytokinesis; positive regulation of protein serine/threonine kinase activity; metaphase chromosome alignment. The record is from RefSeq and is a predicted model, not a curated record. The transcript is spliced from 2 exons. NCBI's taxonomy places the organism in Eukaryota, Metazoa, Arthropoda, Insecta, Diptera, Diopsidae. Gene Ontology annotation, molecular function: protein serine/threonine kinase activator activity. Gene Ontology annotation, cellular component: nucleus; meiotic spindle midzone; midbody.